This is a messenger RNA of Amoebophrya sp. A120, 640 nucleotides long. The record is from the annotation of a GenBank genome assembly. NCBI's taxonomy places the organism in Eukaryota, Dinophyceae, Syndiniales, Amoebophryaceae.
AUGACUGAGGAUGAUCCAAACGCCUUUCUGUCGUUUCUCCACGAUCAGCAACACAACCUAUUUCCUCAGAGGGGCGACGUGGACAGGAACACUGAUGAAGACGGACAGGACGGGCAUAGACAUGCCGGGGAACAAGGAGCAGAAGAUGAAGAAAUCGACUCAGAUGUCGAAGUGCAUGACGACGACGAUGAUUUUUCCGACGCAGGUGACCACAUCGACGUGCAGGAGGAGCCGGAGAUUCCGGAGGAAGAGGUGGUGCAUCAAGGUGACGACGUUCUGGACGAGGAUGUUGACAUGGCAUUACAAAGUGAAGACGAGGAGGAAAUAGGUCAACUUGUGAUGCAAGAAGACAGCAUGGAGCUACAAAGCCACGACGAUCUUGAGCUCCACGAACCGGACCCCAUUGCCGGUUUUUCCGAAGUGGAUGUUUUCCUGCAAUCCGCACGUCCCGUGGACGCGAUCGGAUUGAUGAAGCAGAAAAGAGGGAGAAACGGGAAAAACUACAACUUUCAGCAGCAGAGCCAGAGGUCAGGUGUUGGCGGAUCAUCAUCUGCAGCUCCUUUGAAGAGCGCGGCACCACGAGGACCUGUAGUGGGUGGAAAUGAAGAAGCUGGCCCGUAUCAUCUUCACGACGAUGAAG